Molecule: messenger RNA, 3497 nt
Organism: Corylus avellana
Lineage: Eukaryota; Viridiplantae; Streptophyta; Magnoliopsida; Fagales; Betulaceae
Gene: ALA2
Product: aminophospholipid ATPase 2
Biological process (GO): phospholipid translocation
Cellular component (GO): plasma membrane
Molecular function (GO): ATP binding; magnesium ion binding; ATPase-coupled intramembrane lipid carrier activity
Source: RefSeq, a predicted model, not a curated record
AACUGCUUCUAAUUUAACAAUGAAGCGCUACGUCUGCAUCAAUGAUGAUGAAUCAUCGCAUGAUCUUUACUGUGACAACCGCAUAUCAAACAGAAAAUAUACUUUAUUGAACUUCCUCCCAAAAAAUUUAUGGGAACAGUUCAGCCGGUUCAUGAACCAAUACUUUUUGUUGAUUGCUUGCCUUCAGCUAUGGCCACUAAUCACGCCAGUGAAUCCUGCCAGUACAUGGGGUCCCCUUAUCUUUAUUUUUGCAGUCUCUGCAACAAAAGAGGCAUGGGAUGACUACAAUAGAUAUCUAUCAGACAAGAAGGCAAAUGAGAAGGAAGUCUGGGUUGUUAGGCAGGGGAUAAGAAAACUUGUCCAAGCACAGGACGUUCAUGUGGGUAAUAUUGUAUGGAUCCGGGAGAAUGAUGAAGUACCAUGUGAUCUUGUUUUGAUUGGUACUUCAGAUCCACAGGGCGUUUGCUAUAUAGAGACUGCUGCCCUAGAUGGUGAAACUGAUUUGAAGACGAGGGUUAUACCCUCUGCUUGUGUAGGAAUAGAUUAUGAACUAUUGCACAAGAUCAAGGGUGUUAUUGAGUGUCCUAGUGCAGAUAAGGACAUUAGGAGGUUUGAUGGAAAUGUUAGGUUGUUCCCCCCAUUUCUUGAUAAUGAUGUGUGCCCUUUAACAAUAAAAAACACAAUUCUCCAGUCAUGUUACUUGCGGAAUACAGAGUGGGCUUGUGGAGUAGCUGUAUACACAGGCAAUGAAACCAAGCUGGGCAUGAGUAGGGGGAUACCCGAACCAAAGCUUACAGCUAUGGAUGCCAUGAUUGACAAGUUGACUGGAGCUAUAUUUGUUUUCCAGAUUGUGGUUGUUAUUGUUCUAGGCAUAGCUGGUAAUGUUUGGAAGGACACAGAAGCUAGGAAGCAAUGGUAUGUAGAAUAUCCGAAGGAAGGCCCAUGGUUUGAACUGUUGGUUAUCCCUCUUCGCUUUGAGCUUCUAUGUUCUAUCAUGAUUCCCAUAUCAAUUAAGGUAUCUCUGGAUCUUGUGAAGAGCUUAUAUGCAAAAUUUAUUGAUUGGGAUAACCAGAUGAUUGACCAAGAAAGUGGUACUCCAGCCCAUGCAACAAAUACAGCAAUAAGCGAGGACCUGGGACAAGUUGAGUACAUUUUAACUGACAAAACUGGUACCCUAACUGAAAAUAAAAUGAUCUUUAGAAGAUGUUGCAUCAAUGGUGUUUUCUAUGGGAAUGAGAGUGGGGAUGCGUUGAAAGAUGUGGAGCUGCUAGAUGCUGUUUCCAGUGGCUCUCCAGAUGUUAUACGUUUUCUUACGGUUAUGGCAAUAUGUAAUACAGUUAUACCGAUACGAAGCAAAAGUGGAGAUAUAUUGUACAAGGCACAGUCUCAGGAUGAGGAUGCUCUUGUUCGUGCUGCUGCUCGGUUGCAUAUGAUUUUUGUAAAUAAGAAUGCAAAUAUUCUUGAGAUCAAGUUCAAUGCUUCAACAAUUCAAUAUGAAGUCUUGGAGACUCUCGAGUUCACUUCUGAUAGGAAAAGAAUGUCUGUAGUUGUGAAAGAUUGCCAGAAUGGAAAGAUCUUCCUUUUGACAAAAGGAGCAGAUGAAUCUAUUCUGCCUCAUGCAUGUGCUGGACAGCAAACAAGGGCAGUUAUCGAAGCUGUGGAACAUUAUGCUCAAUUGGGGCUGCGUACACUAUGUUUGGCUUGGCGUGAAUUAAGGGAAGAUGAGUAUCGAGAAUGGUCUUUGUUGUUUAAAGAGGCUAGUAGCACCUUAGUUGAUAGGGAGUGGAGAAUUGCUGAUGUUUGCCAAAGGUUAGAACAUGAUUUGGAAAUUCUUGGAGUCACUGCAAUAGAAGACCGUCUACAGGAUGGUGUACCAGAAACAAUAGAAACACUAAGAAAAGCAGGAAUAAACUUUUGGAUGCUGACUGGAGACAAGCAGAAUACUGCCAUACAGAUUGCUCUCUCAUGCAAUUUUAUUUCUCCAGAGCCAAAAGGUCAGCUUCUGUCAAUUGAUGGAAAAACUAAAGAUGAAGUUCGUACAAGUUUAGAGAGAGUUCUACUUACAAUGAGGAUAACGGUGUCAGAACCUAAGGAUGUGGCAUUUGUUGUUGAUGGUUGGGCUCUUGAAAUUGCACUUACAUAUUAUCGGAAAGCUUUUACCGAAUUAGCAAUAUUGUCGAGGACUGCCAUAUGUUGUCGUGUGACGCCAUCACAAAAAGCACAGCUUGUGGAGCUCUUAAGAUCAUGUGACUAUAGAAUAUUAGCUAUUGGGGAUGGUGGGAACGAUGUGAGGAUGAUACAGCAAGCUGAUAUUGGCGUUGGCAUUAGUGGACGAGAAGGACUGCAGGCAGCGAGGGCAGCUGAUUAUAGUAUUGGGAAGUUCAGGUUUCUGAAAAGGCUGAUACUGGUCCAUGGGCGGUACUCAUACAACCGUACAGCAUUUCUGUCCCAGUAUUCCUUUUAUAAAUCCCUACUAAUAUGUUUCAUCCAAAUAUUUUUCUCUUUUAUUUCAGGUGUCUCUGGAACUAGCCUUUUCAACUCUGUGAGCCUAAUGGCUUAUAAUGUUUUCUACACUAGUAUUCCUGUUCUAGUCAGUGUCCUUGACAAAGAUCUUAGUGAAGAAACUGUCAUGCAGCACCCACAAAUUUUAUUUUACUGCCAAGCGGGGAGGCUGCUAAAUCCUAGCACAUUCGCUGGAUGGUUUGGGAGAUCUCUCUUUCAUGCAAUUGUUGUAUUUGUAAUCAGCAUACAUGCUUAUGCCUAUGAAAAAAGUGAAAUGGAAGAGGUUUCCAUGGUGGCACUCUCUGGAUGUAUUUGGUUGCAGGCCUUUGUUGUGACAUUGGAGACCAACUCCAUUACAAUACUUCAAUAUAUUGCCAUAUGGGGUAAUUUGGUUGCCUUCUAUGUCAUCAACUGGAUAUUCAGUGCCCUUCCAUCUUCAGGGAUGUAUACAAUUAUGUUUAGGUUGUGCAGACAACCAUCUUAUUGGACAACUGUGUUUCUCAUAGUUGGCGCUGGGAUGGGUCCAAUUCUAGCUCUCAAGUACUUCCGAUAUACAUACAGGCCAAGUAAAAUCAAUAUACUUCAGCAGGCGGAACGCAUGGGCGGGCCGAUUUUGUCCAUCGGGAGCAUCGAACCACAGGCAAGGUCUUUAGAGAAGGAUGUUUCUCCUUUGUCUAUAACCCAACCCAAGAACAGGAAUCCAGUUUUUGAACCUCUACUAUCAGAUUCUCCAAAUACUAGAAGGUCUUUUGGAUCAGGAACACCAUUUGAUUUCUUUCAAUCACAAUCCAGAUUGUCUUUGAGCUACACAAGAAAUUGUAAAAACAAUUGAAUUGUACAAGUCAUUCAGCAGCUCAGAACAAAUUAAUGGUUUCUAGGUGCCACAGAUGAACUGUAUUAUCAUUUUUUGCUGGAAACCAGCAUUAUAUGUAGCUAGAAAUCUUGUUCAUGCUACUUACAAAAAUCAAUGGUAUAUACAAUGCUAAUUUUUCGUC